CCAGAGAGCCCUGAGAGCACCACCGAGGCUGCUGACCUAGUCACCAAUACACCACUGGAGGAGACACAGCAGUCCCUGCAGACUGGAGUCAACACAACAACAGCCAUGAACAGUGAGGCCAAGACCCAGCAGCCAGCUGCUGCCCCUGGCGCCAUCCUCAGUGCUGCAGACACCAAGCCUGACUCUAUGAGCAGCAGCACAGACAGUGACAUCCCAGGCAGUCUCACAUCGGCAGUGCCAGCCUUCGGGGAGAAGACGCUCAUAGCAAGGAAGGUUUUGGGGACAGUGAAAUGGUUCAACGUAAAGAAGGGUUAUGGUUUCAUCAACAGAAAUGACACCAAAGAAGACAUAUUUGUACACAAGUCUGCCAUAAAGAAAUAUGCCACCAAGAAGCACCUUCGCAGUGUAGGAGACGGAGAGUCUGUGGAGUUUGAUAUUGUUGAAGGGGAAAAGGGUGCAGAGGCUGCAAAUGUUAUGGGUCCUGGUGGAGUGCCUGUUCAAGGCAGUAAACGUGCUUCAGAGCAUAACCAGUAUAGAUGCUACCCAGGUCAUAGGGGUCGUCCACGCAAUUCCCAGAAAUAUUACGGGAAUACCAAGAGUGGGGAAAAGAAGGAGCAAUCAGAAUGCACUCAUGAAGGCCAAGCUCAACAAGUCCAGCAAAGACACGUGAUGGAGGGUGCUGGCCACCAUGGUACAAACUGGCGAAGUGCACCAGUUAGACCGGAUAUGUAUCGUAAUUACAGAACACAGUUCCGCAGGGGCCCUCCUCGCCAAAGACAGCCCAGAGAGGACAGCAAUGAACACUAUGUGGAAAAUCAAGGAGAGGAGAACCAAGGUCAGCAGCCACCUCAACGUCAAAAUCCCUACAACAUCAAUCACCAACGAAGACGCCCAGAGAACCCCAAGCCACCGGGUGGGAAAGAGAUAUCAAAAACAUCAGAUCCACCAGAUGAGAAGCUGUCUACCCCCAAGACUGAUUAG
Arvicola amphibius (Eurasian water vole) is the source of this 981-nucleotide messenger RNA. RefSeq names its product Y-box-binding protein 1-like. The record is from RefSeq and is a predicted model, not a curated record. Gene Ontology annotation, cellular component: nucleus. Bases 106 to 981 code for a protein of 291 amino acids. Gene Ontology annotation, molecular function: nucleic acid binding. NCBI's taxonomy places the organism in Eukaryota, Metazoa, Chordata, Mammalia, Rodentia, Cricetidae. Gene Ontology annotation, biological process: regulation of gene expression. The transcript has a single exon.